Branchiostoma belcheri (Belcher's lancelet) is the source of this 1507-nucleotide messenger RNA. RefSeq names its product inositol monophosphatase 1-like. Lineage: Eukaryota; Metazoa; Chordata; Leptocardii; Amphioxiformes; Branchiostomatidae. The record is from RefSeq and is a predicted model, not a curated record. Gene Ontology annotation, molecular function: inositol monophosphate 1-phosphatase activity. The coding region runs from base 20 to 874 and encodes 284 amino acids. Gene Ontology annotation, biological process: inositol metabolic process; phosphatidylinositol phosphate biosynthetic process; signal transduction. The transcript has 8 exons.
UGUCCUGUUGGACGACAAAAUGGCGACUCCAGUGAAAGUGGCGAAGACAGAGUCCUGGGAUGUCUGCUUUGACGCCGCCGUGGAGGUGGCCAGAAAAGCUGGGGAGGAGAUCAGAAGUGCCUUCAGCAGUGAAAAGCGUAUCGAGACCAAGUCGUGUGCUGUGGACCUGGUGACAGAGACGGACCAGAAGGUGGAGAAGAUGAUCAUCUCCACACUGAGAGAGAAGUUUCCCACCCACAGUUUCAUCGGUGAGGAGUCGGCAGCGGCAGGUGAGAAAGUUGAGCUGACAGACAACCCCACCUGGAUCAUCGACCCUGUGGAUGGUACCACUAACUUUGUACACGGGUUCCCCUUUGUGGCUGUGUCUAUUGCCUUGUCAGUCAACAAAGAGGUUGUGGUUGGUGUUGUUUACAAUGCCAUUCUGGACCAGAUGUUCACAGGACAACUAGGGAAGGGCGCCUUCAUGAAUGGGAAACCUAUCCAUGUAUCUGGACAAGAAGAACUUAGCCAGUCCCUGCUUAUCUCAGAAUUUGGGUCCAGUAGAGACAAAGAAAAGAUGGACCUUGUCUUCAGUAAUCUGGGAUCUUUUCUUAACGAGAACAACUCAGCUCAUGGGUGCAGAUUUCUUGGCUCAGCGGCUCUGGAUAUGUGCCAGAUAGCCAUUGGUGGAGGAGACAUGUACUUCCAGUUUGGAAUCCACGUAUGGGACAUCGCAGCGGGGGCACUUAUUAUUAGGGAAGCUGGGGGAGUAGUGUGGGACACCUCAGGAGGACCAUUUGACAUGAUGUCCAGACGUGUCCUGUGUGCCAGUAGUGUGAAACUGGCCAGGACGAUAGCAGAAGGGCUGACACAGAUGGAACUAGAACGAGAUUAACUCAACUUUAAUAUAGCCGACUUUUGCCCUCUUUACUUGUAUAUGGUGUCGUAGGUAUCUUAAGUUGCAAUUCUCAUGGGACAUGCAGUUUUAAUGGAUUAAUUUCUUGGACAAGUUAAGGAAUUAUUAAAACAUACAGAAUUAUGGAGUGGUAGAGGUUCUUUAUUAUAUAUAUAUAAUAACAAUGUCAUUGUGUAACAAUAUCAUUGGUACAGUUAUAAGAGAACACCUCAGGAGCAAAAUAUUUAGGUGCUGUAUUGCAAAGCAUCAUUGAUAUCCUAGACUUCCACCUAUACAUGAAAUAUACUAUAAUAGUAUGUUAUAAUAGUAUAUUAGCCCAAAAUGGUAGGAAGUUUUACUUUUUACUAUAGAGUUUCUUAUAAUAUCAUCCUCCUUACUUCUUUUAUAAAUGAAACUGGUAGGUAAAAGUUGAAAAAACAACUUCUAUUAUGAUAGCACAUAAUAUAUGGAGUAAUAUGCACAGAAAUUAAGUGAGACUAUGUUGUAUUGGUAAUAGGUAAUUGUAUUGUGAUUAUUGUUGUCUUAACAAUAUUAUAUGCUAUCCCCAAAGUGCAUCAUACAUUAUCAAAGAGUAGGAAUGAUUUGGGUAAUAAACAUCUUAUGACACCAUAU